This is a messenger RNA of Lytechinus variegatus (green sea urchin), 814 nucleotides long. Its product is annotated as membrane-associated progesterone receptor component 1-like. NCBI's taxonomy places the organism in Eukaryota, Metazoa, Echinodermata, Echinoidea, Temnopleuroida, Toxopneustidae. The record is from RefSeq and is a predicted model, not a curated record. The transcript has 3 exons. Gene Ontology annotation, cellular component: membrane; endomembrane system. The coding region runs from base 233 to 754 and encodes 173 amino acids.
CGUUAUCGCAUAAAGACCAUACAAAUCGUACGAUCAUGGGCCACGUACGUUUACGUGUUGUAAACAUUCUAGCAGACGCCGAAUCGUUAUGCACUAGCUAGCUAGCUGAGCUGCAUGUGUAACUAGUCUAUGGGAAAAUUAAGCAUGCAGAUUGCCCAAGACAGGUAGCAGCAGUUUAUACAAUUUAGCAAUUAUCAGGAUUAGCCAAAGAUCUACAAAUUAAAGACUGAACAUGGCGCUUGAAGAGCUGAUGCGUGAACUCUUUCUGAAUCCAAUCAACCUUGGGCUCUUGUCGGUAUGUGGCUAUUUGCUUUAUAAAAUCGUCCGAGGUAACAGAACACCACCGGAGCCUCCACAGCCGCCCAGUCUGCCGAAGAUGAAAAGGAGAGAUUUCAAGGUGUCAGAACUCACAGAAUACGAUGGCAUAAAAAAUGAAGGGCGCAUCUUGGUUGCUGUGAAUGGAAAAGUUUUUGAUGUCUCAAGAGGGAGAAAGUUUUAUGGCCCAGAGGGUCCUUAUGGUGUUUUUGCUGGACACGAUGCAUCAAGAGCAUUAGCAACAUUCUCAUUGGAAAAGGAAACGUUGAAAGAUGAGUUUGAUGAUCUCACAGACCUCACCUCUGAACAGAUGGACAGUGUGAGAGAAUGGGAGAUGCAGUUUAUGGAAAAGUAUGACUACAUUGGAAAGCUUCUGAAGCCAGGUGAGGAGCCGACAGACUAUUCUGAUGAGGAAGAAUCAGAUAAAAAGGACAAUUAACAUUCUCAUCUGUUUGGAUUCAAGUAAUACACCUGCCAUUGUUCUUUAUAAUCUUCAUAU